Messenger RNA from Lasiodiplodia theobromae, 597 nucleotides. RefSeq lists its product as uncharacterized. Bases 1 to 597 code for a protein of 198 amino acids. The transcript has 3 exons. Lineage: Eukaryota; Fungi; Ascomycota; Dothideomycetes; Botryosphaeriales; Botryosphaeriaceae. The record is from RefSeq and is a predicted model, not a curated record.
AUGCCGUCCUCAAAGGGAAAGCCUACAGAUCCCAAGUUGCGCGAAAAAGUCAAGAAUGAGGUCCAGAAUGAAACGAACAAAGAUGGCAGUGGGAAGGGCCAAUGGUCCGCCUGGAAGUCGGCAAAGCUUUCUAAAGAAUACGAGAAGAGGGGCGGACACUACGAAAACGAGCCUGGAUCCAAGAAUGAGCCGCGGAAGGGUACGCCCGAGGAGAAGUCUGGCAAGAAGAGAAAGCGUGAAGUGAACAAAGUUGAGCACGGAGAGGCUGAAGAAGAGGUAGCGGAGGAGGAGGAGGAGGAGGAGGAGGAGGAGGGAAACGCGAAGCAGGCCAAGGCGGGCAAGAAGGAGACUCAGGCGAGGAAAAAAGAAGAAGAGAAGGGGUCCAAGGGAAAAAAGGGUGGGAAGCAGACUCCGAUCGAGGAGAAAGACACGCCAAAGGCGAAUGGGAAAAAGAAUCCAGGACGGCCUAGGAAGGAGAACAAGCCGAAGGAGAAGGUGCCGCGAGAAGGUACGCGUAAGAGCGCACGCAUCAAGGAGGCUGAGAGCCAGAAUGGAGGUCAGCGAAAGAAGCAGAAGACGGACUAUCUGCAGUUCUAG